AGACACGAUCAUGCUGUUACACUAUACCCGUCGCAGUAGGGCUAAGAUUCUAGAGAAGAUGAAAAAACCUAUGCCUACUAUCAGUCCGUUCGAGGCCAAGGGUUCGAUAACAUACGGUUUGUGUAGACUGCGGGAAGUGAUCUGUAAUGAUCAAUCUCCUUGUUGUAGCUUAGUCAAUCUUUAUGCUAAGAUGGGACUUCAUCGUUACAAUUUGUUUCAGGGGACAAACUAUCAGCUCAUUAUCGUAAAGAAGUACCAUUACAAAUUGAUUAUUGCUGCUACCUGUUACUACAUAACUUUGGUUGCAAUGGAUCCAUCUACCUCUUUGCUCCACACUUUUCAUAUUAGAAUCGGUGAACGCAAAAUUGCCGGAUUUGUUUUGUUGUGCAAUAUUGUUAGAAUCCGAGGGGAAACCAAUAAGGACGAGAUCAUUUCAUACGACUUGCCAGGUAGCAUGCCUGAGUGGCCGACAGAGGAUCCUUUCGACAAGAGAAAGCGAUUUUACGUGUUGAACAAAUCAGAGGUCCAAGACAAUGACUGGAUUCGUCUUUACUUGGAACUUGCAGUCGCCAAAUAUAGAAGUACCGACAUGGAUCCUGAUCUGUCCGACUUGAAGAUUGUGAAUGUGGCUAUAGAUACGAGCGAAGAUCUCAGUGAGGGACUCAAUGCCAAAAAUGCAACUGUCUACAUAAGUUACAAGGACUCGUGCGAGGAUCGGGUUCGUAAGGAUGUUGAUCGCAUAGCUGUAGUUAGAAGCACCUUCUGUGAGCGUACAGGACACUUCACUCUGAUGGGUAGGCAUCAGAGUUCAGAACUUAUACCAAAAAAGGGUGCGGAUCAGAGUUCAGAAAUGAUACCAAAAAAGUGCAAGUAUCAGAGUGAGAAUGACUCGUGUGAGGCUGGGGUUGGUGAGGAUGCUGACUGCAUUACAAGGAGAUUCAAUGAGGUUGGUGAGGAUGCUGACCGCAUUACAAGUAGCUUCAAUGAGCAUACGUGACGCCUCAGUCCCAUGGGUCAGCAGAAUCUGAGUUCAGAAAAAAGUUUUAAAGUAUCAGCGUGUUAUCCGCCGGCGUUUAAGCGUCCUCAAAAAGUGGCAGCUUUUGAGUCUUAGGUGGCCACAAGGCAUACAAAAACCAUGGUUUUGGCUUGGCUCGUCCUCUGCAGAAGACAAGAUCCAUUUGAAAAUGUAUGUAAGAUAGUAAACUAUUUACGGUUGCCGACUAAGUUAUUUGGUGCGUUAAGUGGUUUAGUCUUUGUGCACUGUGUGGUUUUUGUUACGUCCUAUGCUUGAGACUAAUUUAACAUUCUGCCUUGCUUUCAGA
Molecule: messenger RNA, 1322 nt
Organism: Camelina sativa (false flax)
Lineage: Eukaryota; Viridiplantae; Streptophyta; Magnoliopsida; Brassicales; Brassicaceae
Product: UPF0725 protein EMB2204-like
Source: RefSeq, a predicted model, not a curated record